Messenger RNA from Anolis sagrei ordinatus, 2856 nucleotides. It is a transcript of the gene WBP2NL, whose product is annotated as WBP2 N-terminal like. Gene Ontology annotation, cellular component: nucleus. Gene Ontology annotation, biological process: positive regulation of DNA-templated transcription. NCBI's taxonomy places the organism in Eukaryota, Metazoa, Chordata, Lepidosauria, Squamata, Anolidae. The record is from RefSeq and is a predicted model, not a curated record. Gene Ontology annotation, molecular function: transcription coactivator activity; chromatin DNA binding.
GGCGUCGGGAGGCGGGCCUGGCGCCGUGAAGUCACGGCCUACGAGGGACGCCAAAGGGAAGGGAAGGCCCGCCCCGCCCGGCGCCAUUGGCCGGGAACAUGGCGCUGAACAGGAACCACUCGGAAGGCGGAGGGGUCAUCCCGCCCAACGGGGAGAGUAUUCUCAAACACUGUAAAGAUGUGGAGCUGACCUUUUCUGAUGUGACUAGUAAACCAGAAGUCUUCAAGGGCACCAAGAAAGGAAUGGUGUUUCUCACUCCUUACAGGAUCAUUUUUGUGUCCAAGGGCAAGGACCCAAUGAUGUCCUUUUCUAUGCCGUACUACCUUGUAAAAGGGUGCUCCAUUGAACAGCCAGUAUUUUCUGCUAAUUACAUCAAAGGAGUGAUUCAGGCCGAACCAGGAGGUGACUGGGAAGGGCAAGCUUCCUUUAAGAUAAGCUUCUUCAGCGGAGGUGCCAUCGAAUUCGGACAGCUGAUGUUUAGACUUGCAAGUGAUGCUUCCAGGGGAGUUCCUGCUCAGAGCUUUGGCUACGGCUAUACCCCUGUUCCAGGGGGCUAUGCACCUUUUCCAGGAGGAUAUGCACCUGCACCAGGAGGAUAUGCUGCACCACCCCCAGCUCCUUAUGGAUCAUAUGCUUAUGUGCCUGGGCAAAUGAAUGGAUAUGGACCUGCUCCCCAGCCUAUGGGAUAUCCAUAUGCACCUCCUCAAGGAAUGUAUCCUCCACCUCCUGGAAUGGGUCCCAUGUAUAUGGCUCCUCCUCCUCCGUACCCUGGCCCUUCUUCAGCAGGACCUUCAGCACCACCUGAGGCAGGACCUUCAGCCCCUAGAACCUGGACGGAACCAGGAAUGCCAGGUGGAAAUAAAGCAUCUGAGGCAGCUUCCAGUGCAUAUUAUAACCCAGCUAAUCCUCAUAACGUCUACAUGCCUAUGGAUCAGCCACCUCCUUAUGCACCACCAGAGGAGAAGAAGAACAACUAACAACAGCCCAAUAGUCACCCUCCCAUGUUUCUUGUCCUUGAAGACUUUGCUGUUGCCGCCUCCUCCUGGUUCUGUCUCCAGGUCAUCCUGUGUCAGUAACAUGCACCAAAUUGGGUGACAUAUGCAACCCACUGUUCUUAAAGUUAUAGCAUGGCAGUACAAAAAAGCAAUGUCAGCAAUGCUUUCCUGGCUGCUUGCUCUUUCUCCUGAGGCCAGGAUAGGACUGCCGUGACUGUUUUAGCCUCACUUGGAAGAGGGCGGUGAAUUAUCCUUACUCCAAAUGAAGCCAUUUCCCAUACAUAAGCAAGAAAUACUGAAGUUCUUUGUAUGAAACAGACUGCUUCCAUAAUGUGACAAAGAUGCUUGGAUCUGAGGGGAGUAUUAUUGUGUUUUCAGGCAUCUCUGCGUGCUUUGGAUCUGAGGGGAAUAUUAUGUGUUUUCAGGCAUCUCUGCAUGCCUUGGAGCAUUGGUCUGACAUGCUGCAAUUCUCACUCCAUGCAGUUUAAUGCAUAAGAGGGAACAUUGUAAACGUGUAGAUACUUGUAUUGCUUUCCUGGGAAAGUAUCAGGUAGGGGGAUGGAACUCUCCAAAGACAGCUAGAGAAGAAAGAGAGGGACCAAAACAUUGAAUACUGUCUUUUAAAAUAGCACCACAUCUCCAUAUUAUAGUUUUUAAAACCACAUAUAUCUUUGCAGCAAAGUUCUUCUCUAUGCUUUUUGCAGCUUAAUUAACCUAUCCCUUGCAAAACAAAACAAAAACCCUAUUAGGUGAAAAGAUGGGAUCAUAUGUGAAAUUGUAUGUAAUAAGUUCCCUGCUUCUUUUUGUUUUGUCUAUUUGAUCACUAUCUGAAAUGUGUAUCCUGGCAUGGAGCAUAUAGCAACAGAUCUCAAAUGGCUUUAGAUGGGAAAUGUAGGGAGAAUCCCAUUGAUCUGAAUUGGAAACAAAGAUUUAAAUGCAGUUAAGCAAAAAAGUGUAAAAAUUGAGAACACAAGUCAGAGCAAGGAACACUGGCCAAAGUGUUCUGAGAACAAAACUCAAGCAGAACAGUUGGCCUCUUGGGAAUUGGAUCAAUCUCUGCCAAUAAUUGCUUGAUAGGGUGUUUUGAUAAGACAGAUGUAUGUUUGAUAUCUAAAAGUACAGUUUCUGUUACAGAAUUUGAAAUGAUUGUAGAAAGUAGUUUAGGACAGUCUUGAGCAGUCUGCUGAAGCUAUUUGAACUUGUCAGUUCCCUAGAUAUGCAGAACUGAGCCCUUACAUAUUUAGAAAGCCACUUGAGGAAUGGCGUUUGGGUCAGAACUGUUUGUCAUCAUAGGGUAAGAUUUUUGAAGCUGAACAAUGCUGGCGAUGGAUUACAUUUGAGCUAAGAAGGUCAAAUAGGCAAUUAGGUUCCUAUAUUAAUGGCCGUCUUAAUUAAGCUGUUACUAAUUUGUCUGUGAGAUAUAACAUUCAUAUUUUCCUUAUGUUUAUUCUAAAGAGAAAUUUUGCUCCACUGGUGUAAUGGGGAAUAGAACUUGUAUAAAACCAAAUUAUUUAGGGAACCCCUCCUUGUCCUCCAUGUUUUUAAAUGAGAAAAAUCACAAGCCAUAUACAAUUUGGUGUUCACAAAUUAUUUUCUAUCUAUUUUCCCCCUAGCAACUGAGCAUAUGAUUCAGUAUAACAGCUUUUCUAAUAUACCCUUCUAGGUGCAUCCAGGAGGUUUUAACAGCCUUCCAUAAUUUAAAUAUUUAGAUCUGUUUGUAAUAUUUUUGAACUGCACUUUAAUACAGAAUUAUUGAAAUAUUUGUAUUUGUGGUGGUGUAUUGAUAACUUGGUGAAUUUGGGGAAGUGGUUUGGAGGGCAGAAGGAUUUUAUUUCUUACAAUAGAAAUCAUAUAAAAACUA